ACUGCGUCAGAUCCCAACGCUCUCACCAGUGGAACGAAUGUUGACUUUGACUGUAUCGUGAGUUGACUACCGUGUGCGGCAUCGCAUUCAUUUCAGUGAGACCUGAGCGGUUCCAUGGAACAGGUCGUUGAUUAUUUAUUAAUUAAACAUGAUGGAUAAAGUGCACGGGGUGGCCGCCCUCAAAGUCAGGGAACAAGGAUUUUACGAUGGAUCAAGGGCCUUCGAGGGAUUCUCGGACGUCGUGGGACUGCCGGUUGAUCAGAUGAACUUCGUCAUCGGCCAAUUCACAGCCCUUGUCCUCGCAGUUUUGUUUCGAACGACCCUCAGGCCAGGAGUGGUUUCGCCAAUAGCUCGUCACACAUUUGGUUUGGUCGUUGGGCUCUGCCUGGGCUACUUCUGUUUCGGCAAACAAGCAGUUCACCUGGCGGGACUUCCGGCAGUAUGUUACAUCGUAAUGCGCACCCAAGAUCCGCGUAUCGUCCAGAGAGUUGUGUUGACUGUUGCCCUGGGGUACCUCUCGUGCAUUCAUUUUUACCGACAAAUGUAUGAUUAUGGAUCGUACAGCCUUGAUAUAACGGGUCCACUGAUGGUUGUAACGCAGAAGGUGAUAAGUCUUGCGUACAGCAUUCACGAUGGCUUCACACGUCGGGAACCCGAACUGACGUCACUCCAGCGUCAUCAGGCCGUGAAGAUCAUGCCAACUACACUAGAGUACUUCAGCUAUGUGCUCCACUUUCAGGCAUUGAUGGCAGGUCCCGUCAUUUUUUACAGAGAUUACAUUGAUUUUAUUCAUGGAACGAAACUCAAUGGAACGUCAUUUUCGGGAUUCUACGAUGUUCCUUCCAAACAUGCCGCCGAAAUAGUUUUGGAGCCAGCACCAACUCAAAUUGUAUUGAAGAAAGUUAUCGCCAGCCUGACAUGCGCUAUCCUCUUCGUUGUAUUCAUUCCGAUAUUCCCAAUCCAGAGACUGAAAGAGGACGAAUUUUUGAACUCGUCGACGAUCUACAAAAUCUGGUACCUGAUGAUCGCGACCAUGAUGGUUCGUUUCAAGUAUUAUUACGCAUGGCUGUUUGCUGACGCAGUAUGCAACAACUCGGGGCUGGGAUUCAACGGUCUCGAUGCAGAGGGAAAGCCCCGGUGGGACCUCUUCUCCAACAUAGAUGUAGUUAAAUUCGAGACAUCACUGAGUCUCAGAGAGUCGAUCGAAGCCUGGAACAAGGGGACGAACAACUGGCUGAGAAUGGUGGCUUAUGAGAGGGCUGGCCAGUACAGAACACUUUUUACUUAUGCCCUUUCGGCAGUUUGGCAUGGAUUUUAUCCUGGAUACUACCUCACGUUCGCGACUGGAGCGCUAUUUACAUUCGCUUCACGUACUGUUCGCAGAAGCAUCAGACCUUACUUCCUGGGAUCAAGGAACAUGAAAUUGUUAUACGAUGUCAUAACAUUCAUCACAACGCGCCUCUUCAUGGCUUACCUCACCUUCAGUUUUGUUCUCCUUGAAUUCAGGCCGAGUGUCAAAAUCUACCUUUCCAUGUACCUGAUUCCACACCUGCUAAGCCUGGCAGCGCUAUUAGUCCUCCCAGUAUUACCAUUGGGACAUGUGCACCGAAAACGCGAAAUACCAACCACCAAUGGACAAAAUAACUCUCGUCCCACCGUUGCAGAACCGGAAACGCACAAUGGACUCUCGAAGAAGGCAGACUGAGUCCGCAUUGCGGUUCACUAUUUUUACUAUUUUUAUAUUGACGUUCAAAUCUUUGUACUCUGUUUUAUAUAAAUUAUAUCUUUAAUUAUUGCUUCACCAGAUGAUACUUUACCGUGAAUCCGUUGUUGCUCACAGCAAAAACGAAUAUGUCAUUUCACACGUCUCUUGCACAGUUUUUCACGCACUAAUGGACUAAUGAAUGUCUAAAGAAAAGUAGAAUUGAUCUGCAUUUCAGGGAAAUAUGUGCUCAAAGCCUUGAGUCAGGUUUGAAAUUCCGAUAAAUCAUGGAAACAUUUCGUAUUGUCUAAACAAUGUUUAUAAAGGGCGUACGAUCAUCAGAUAUUCGUUUUUGUCGUGCGUUUAAUUAUUUUAUGAUGAAUUAACACGCCUGAAACGCGAAUAACCGAGUUUUUUACGAUAAAUUAAAGUGAGAGUUUCAAUGAUGCAUUGUUUUCAGUGCUGGUGUAAUAUCUUUAGGCUUCCGAUAUCCGUAAUGAUGUGAACAUGUGAUUGUUUUAGAUAUUAAAUCAACUAUUCUUGGAACUGAACGUUGAAUUCAUGUAUUUUACAUAUUGAACGAAUUUUUAAUAAAGCAUGAUGUGAGAUCAAUAA
Diachasmimorpha longicaudata is the source of this 2317-nucleotide messenger RNA. RefSeq names its product lysophospholipid acyltransferase 6 (gene oys). Gene Ontology annotation, cellular component: membrane. The transcript has 10 exons. The coding region runs from base 149 to 1705 and encodes 518 amino acids. Gene Ontology annotation, molecular function: acyltransferase activity. The record is from RefSeq and is a predicted model, not a curated record. Lineage: Eukaryota; Metazoa; Arthropoda; Insecta; Hymenoptera; Braconidae. Gene Ontology annotation, biological process: lipid modification.